Carlito syrichta (Philippine tarsier) is the source of this 4190-nucleotide messenger RNA. RefSeq names its product EGF like repeats and discoidin domains 3 (gene EDIL3). The transcript is spliced from 8 exons. Lineage: Eukaryota; Metazoa; Chordata; Mammalia; Primates; Tarsiidae. The record is from RefSeq and is a predicted model, not a curated record. The coding region runs from base 230 to 1225 and encodes 331 amino acids.
CCUUUCAGGUCCCUGCAGUCCAAAUCCCUGUCACAAUGGAGGAACCUGUGAGAUAAGCGAAGCGUACCGUGGGGACACGUUCAUCGGCUAUGUCUGCAAGUGUCCCCGAGGAUUCAAUGGGAUUCACUGUCAGCACAACAUAAACGAAUGUGAAGCUGAGCCUUGCAAAAAUGGCGGAAUAUGUACUGACCUUGUGGCUAACUAUUCUUGUGAGUGUCCUGGUGAAUUUAUGGGAAGAAACUGUCAAUACAAAUGCUCUGGCCCACUUGGAAUUGAAGGCGGAAUCAUAUCAAAUCAGCAAAUCACUGCUUCCUCCACCCACCGAGCUCUUUUCGGACUCCAGAAGUGGUAUCCUUACUAUGCACGCCUUAAUAAGAAGGGGCUCAUAAAUGCGUGGACAGCUGCAGAAAAUGACAGAUGGCCAUGGAUUCAGAUAAAUUUGCAAAGAAAAAUGAGAGUUACUGGUGUGAUUACUCAAGGAGCCAAGAGGAUUGGAAGCCCAGAGUAUAUAAAAUCCUACAAAAUUGCCUACAGUAAUGAUGGAAAGACUUGGGCAAUGUACAAAGUGAAAGGCACCAAUGAAGACAUGGUUUUCCGUGGAAAUGUUGACAACAAUACACCAUAUGCCAACUCUUUCACACCCCCCAUAAAGUCACAGUACGUGAGACUCUACCCCCAAGUUUGCCGAAGGCAUUGCACUCUGCGAAUGGAACUUCUUGGCUGUGAACUCUCGGGCUGCUCUGAGCCUCUGGGUAUGAAAUCGGGACACAUCCAAGACUAUCAGAUCACAGCCUCCAGCAUCUUCAGGACGCUCAACAUGGACAUGUUCACCUGGGAGCCCAGAAAAGCUCGACUGGACAAACAAGGCAAAGUGAAUGCCUGGACCUCGGGCCACAAUGACCAGUCACAGUGGCUGCAGGUGGAUCUUCUUGUCCCUACCAAAGUGACUGGCAUCAUUACGCAAGGAGCAAAAGAUUUUGGUCAUGUACAGUUUGUUGGUUCCUACAAACUAGCUUACAGCAAUGAUGGAGAGCACUGGACUGUAUACCAGGAUGAAAAGCAGAGAAAAGAUAAGGUUUUCCAGGGCAAUUUUGACAACGACACCCACAGAAAAAAUGUCAUCGACCCUCCCAUCUAUGCACGACACAUAAGAAUUCUUCCUUGGUCUUGGUACGGGAGGAUCACAUUGCGGUCAGAGCUCCUGGGCUGCACACAAGAGGAAUGAGUACACUGCACACCCCACAACCCUCUUCUCUGUGUCCCCAAAAGCAUCUCAUUGGAAUGGACUGUGCAAACCUGUAAGAAGCUGAAUGGGUUGUUUUUUUUUCAUGAACAAAGUGCUUAAAUUAUGGUAGGCCAUUAAAUUGUCUUCUUCAGGAGGUCUAAGCCUGCCUUUUCAAUGAUUUCAUUUGAUUUUAUUGGUCAAAUAUCUUAAGUAACGUCACAUUAACUGUGAAUUGCUUUUUUCAUUGUUUUCUGAAUUAUGCACCUUGGUUGAAAUAUAUUAGGGAAAAAAGUAGCCUUCUAUUUAUAGCAAGAGCAAAAAAAAUAAUCUCAAAGUCAUCAAACAAAAGCAAGAGUUGAUAGGAGUUUUACAAUCAAUGCUUUAGCUAACUCUUAUAAAAAGAAUACUGCAAGGUUAGCAAUAAGUUUUUUUUUUUUCCUUCUAUAACAACUUUACAUUAUCCUGUUUUCCUGUGCCUCACAAACACGGUCAGUGUUUAUAACAAAAUUUUGAAGAAGAAUCUGUAACAUGCAGUACCACUUGAUAUUAUAUUUCUCAUUUUACUUUCAUUAUUUCUAAUCAGAGAUUAAGUGACGUUAUUUUCCCUUUUGGUUCUUUCUGUCUUUAUAUUGUGCAUUGCCUGAAUAAGUUAAUAUUUUUUUCUAAUUGAAUUUUUUCCUGUUAGUUGCCUAAAAGAAGUGUCAUGUGUAUCUAUAUAAUCAGAACAUGAUUGAAUAGCAGUAGAUUGAUCUGUUUUUUAUAUCAGUAGAUUAAGUCUAUAGUUUUAUUUUUGAAGGAAGCUGUAACUAUGUAAUUUCCAAAUACUUCCUUCAUUAAGUAUCUUCUUAUACUACCAGUUUUCAAAAAGAAACAACCAAAAAAAAUGUAUGUUUCUUUAAAUUUAGAUCUUCAUUUUGAUGGCAUUUACAUAGCCUUAUAUUUACCUUAAAAUAAUAGACUCAUGAAUUCUUUAUCUAUUUUUUAAAAAUUUUAGCAAACAAAUAUUAACCCAGUGUUGCAUAGCUGGCCAAGCAUACUCGUUAUUUCUUUGUUCAUUUCCACAUUUCCUGUGAAACUAAGAUUUCAUUGAGAUUUGAAACUGCUGUGGUUUCCCAGGAAGCACAAUGUGUAGUUAUUUGUGAGAAGUAAAAUAUUUACCAAUGACAAAGUCGUAAACCAUUUCAAGAUGAAAAUUGAUUUCUAUUUAUUUUGCUUCAAAGGUUCUGAAAAAAUAAGCAAUUAUCAUAACAAUUUGUUAUUGAUAAUGGAGAUUUCAUUGACAUGUCUCUCAAAUUAAAGCUCACACUGGCUCCAUAAAAGUCUUCAGCAUCCAAUUUAUAUGCCUUCCAAGUAUUUAUUUUAUAAGGCUUAGACAGACUUAUUGGAGUUUUAAAUGAAGGGUCUUGGAAAAGAAAGGAUGGUAUGUGUACGAAAUAUUAAGGCCCUACACAACACUGCUAGUUAUUUUUUUGUUUGUUUGUUUGUUAAUCUUUGAUAUUUGUGCUGCAGAUCAGAAGCCCCUAGACUGUUACUGUCUUGUCUGUCCACGUGUUAACAGCAUUUCUUGAUGAUGUAUAUGUGGAGUUAUCUUCAACCAUAGUGAAGAGUUUAAAGAGAAAGUCAAUCAUAUUGGCAUUUUUAAUAAGAAAAACUUAGUGGGUCUACAGAAUUGACUGGCCACACAUGAGUGCCAUGCCCACAUGCUAUGUACUUUAUUAUAAGUUCUUAUUAUGAAAUUAUUGACUGAAAGCUUCCAAAAUGGUGAUCAGUUUUCAAUAUCUCUUGAAAACAAAAUUGCUAUGUCCUCAAAAAUACCUUUUUAUGAUGAAUUUAAAGGGAGGGUUUAAUAUCUUUAGUUGGUUAAAUUUUAAUGUCAUGUGACAAAAAAAUUACUUAGAUUCAAAAGUAUACACACACUUACUCUCUAGCCGAUGGCACUUAUUUCUUUCAAGAGUACUGUCUCACUGAAGGUACUUAUUUCUAGCCAUUUUACUUUGCAGGUUAUGCAUGAUUUCUCAUUCUUAAAGAGUGUAACUUUAAAAUUACGAGUAAUGGUUUGUGAUGAUUUAAUUUUUUGAAAUUAUUUAUGUUCAUAUGUUUUGAAUUUUUUCCAUUGAUAAUUGCUUUAAAAAUAUUUUACAAGAGACUUGCUUGAAAUUAUACCUGCUACCUUUGAGAGCAAGACAUUGAAAUGGCUUUCUUUUGCUUUUGCAUUUCCUCUCCAUUCUAUAUGUUCUCCCCAACCGCAUGUCCAGUGGAAUGGCUAUUGCCCAAAAUUGAUGACAGCAAAGGAAUUCCCACAUGGAGAAAUCUUGAAAGUUAUUGUGGAGUAGUAUUAUGAAAUAGCUUUUGUGUCACCUGUAUCAAUGGCAUCAAAAUGAAGCAAAUUUAUUCUAUUUAAUUCCAUUAAAACAAAGUAUCAUCAACCAAAUACACAGAAGAAUCACCUAGUCUUCACCCUAUUAAGUAACUGUAAUAUGCUAGUUUUAUAAGUUAUUAAAUUAAAAUGUUAAUCAUCUCCAUUUUAUAUACAUCAUUUUAAAACAUUCAUCAUAGUUACAAAUUUUAAUUUUAGGAUUGACUUUCUCUUCUUGAAUGACUUCAUAAAAAUUGCUGUGAAUUUUGAAGAUUUGGGGGUACUAAUGAUUGUAUCAUUGCUAGUCAACAAAUUAUGAAACAUAAUACUCAAUGCUGGUGUCUGAUGUGUUAAUAAGUACAGAAAUAACUAAGACACAAAUAACCUUUGCAAAUUUUCAAGCUGUGUAAUAUUCCAAUGUUGGUUUUUUCUUUGUAUAUAUACUUAUAUCAUGUAGGAUGUUGUAAAAUCAGUAUGACCUUGUCUAGUCUUCAAACUUAGAAAUAAAACUUUGGAAAAUCUGGGAUACUUUGGGAGCAGUUGUAAUUAAACACAUUUGUGAAAAUACAUAAAUUGUCUGAAUGUGAAUACUCACCACUCUUGACCACA